Molecule: messenger RNA, 1867 nt
Organism: Gekko japonicus
Lineage: Eukaryota; Metazoa; Chordata; Lepidosauria; Squamata; Gekkonidae
Product: collagenase 3-like
Exons: 10
Coding region: 19-1443 (474 amino acids)
Biological process (GO): extracellular matrix organization; collagen catabolic process; proteolysis
Cellular component (GO): extracellular matrix
Molecular function (GO): zinc ion binding; metalloendopeptidase activity
Source: RefSeq, a predicted model, not a curated record
UCGAAUUCAUCCAGCACGAUGCACCCAAUCUCUGCAGCCGCCGGCUUUCUCUUGCUUGGUUUAUCGGCAUCUUUCAGGCUGCCUUUGUCAGAUGAAGAGGACAGCAACAGCGAUGAGUUCACAAAGGAAGAUUUUGCAUUUGCAGAGCGCUACCUAAAGGCUCAUUACAAUCUCCAGUCCAAUCCUUCGGGCCUGCUGAAGAAGUCAGCCAGUUCAAUGGCAUCCAAACUUCGAGAGAUGCAAGCAUUCUUUGGACUGGAGGUGACGGGCAAGCUUGAUGAAGAAACCUUUGACCUGAUGCAGGAGCCAAGGUGUGGCGUCCCUGAUGUGGGGGAAUACAAUUUUUUCCCUCGAAAUCUGAAGUGGUCCCACAGUAAUUUAACAUACAGGAUUGUAAAUUACACGCCAGAUCUAACCAAGGCCGAAGUGGACAAAGCGUUCAAAAAGGCUUUCAAGGUGUGGUCUGACGUGACGCCCCUCAACUUCACCAGAAUCCGCAGCGGCACUGCUGACAUCAUGAUCUCCUUUGGCAGACGAGAGCACGGUGACUUCUAUCCCUUUGAUGGACCUUCUGGGCUUCUGGCUCAUGCUUUCCCUCCAGGACAAAAAGUCGGAGGAGAUGCUCAUUUUGAUGAAGAUGAACUCUGGUCAACAGACUCUAAAGGCUACAACCUGUUCCUUGUUGCUGCCCAUGAAUUUGGUCAUUCCUUGGGACUUGAGCAUUCCAGGGACCCAGGAGCUCUGAUGUACCCUGUAUACACAUACACAGGCAACACUGGCUUCGUACUUCCAGAUGACGAUGUACAAGGAAUCCAGACUCUCUACGGUAAAGGAGAACAUGACCCUCAUCCUGAUCACCCCAAGACUCCUGAGAAAUGUGAUGCAAAUUUGGCCCUUGAUGCAAUAACAGAACUUCGAGGAGAAACAAUGAUAUUCAAGGACAGAUUCUUCUGGCGCAUGCAUCCUCAGAUGGUCGAGGCAGAUUUAGUACAAAUCAAAUCAUUUUGGCCGGAGAUGCCAGCCAAGAUCGAUGCUGCCUAUGAGCACCCUGCCAAUGACCAUGUGCUGCUUUUUAGGGGCAGGAAAUUCUGGGCACUGAAGGGAUAUGACAUUGUAGAAGGCUAUCCCAAAAAGCUUCCAGAAUUGGGAUUUCCAAGAUCCGUGAAGACAAUAGAUGCAGCUGUCCAUAUCACUGACACUGGAAAAACUCUCUUUUUCACCGGCGAAAAAUACUGGAGUUAUGAUGAACAAAGCCAAGUUAUGGACAAAGGCUACCCUAGAAUAAUAGAGGAAGACUUUCCAGGGAUUGGCAACCGAGUAGAUGCAGCCUACCAGAAAAACGGUUAUAUAUAUUUCUUCAAUGGACCGCUGCAGUUUGAAUACAGCAUCUGGAGCGAAAGACUUACUCGGGUCCUGAACGCCAACUCGAUUUUCUACUGCUGAUUGCACUGGGCUGGGUUCUGAGCUGUGGAACACUCUGUCACCCAUAAAGAGGAAUGCUGGGGGGAAUAGGGUAGUCUCUCUUUUUUUUUCCUAAACCCAGAAGCUUGAUUCUGUGAAUAAGCUCUGGUAAUUUUUUGGUGUCUAACAUAUACUGUAUAUAUGGGAUUGUAUAGCGCUACAUACAUCAGUCUGGAACUGAAUUAAAUUAAAAAGGGGGGUAGAAUGAACUCAUAAGCAUUUUGAGGGGCAUUACAGUAUUUAAAAGUCAAAAGAGGUCAAUGUUCCUAUCAAGUCCUAAAGCAAUUCUGCGGGAAUUCUACCACUGCAGAAAUACACAAGGCAAGGAGUGAGAAGGAAUUGGCAUUGUGCCGGGAUUGCCAGGUGUGCCUUGGAAAAUACCUGGAGAUCUUGGGGGUGCAUCUGG